AUGAGAUGUGCGGCGGCGGCACGCUCUCUCCUCCCCCUCCCACCCGCUGCGGCGCCCAUCCACACCCACACCGCAUCCCCUUCCCUGGCCGCCGAGCUCGCCGCCGCCGACGCCCUCCACGCGCUGCUCUCCACGCUCCCGCCCUCUCUGCCCACCCUCCUCCCCUGCCUCUCCCUCCUCUCGCCCCGCCUCACCCCGCACACCGUCUCCGAUGCGCUCCUGUGGGCCGACCUCCCUGCCGCAUCCCGCAUCCGCCUCUUCCUCUUCUCCGCCCUCUCCCCGCGUCUCCGCUCCCCGCUGCUCCACUCCCGCGCCGUCUCCGUGCUCCUUUCCGGCGACCCCGAUGCCGCAAUGUUCGACGCCCUCGCCGACGCCCGCGCCGCCGGCCUCCCCGCGCCGUCCGCCGCAUUCGCGGCACUCGUCACCGCGCACGCCUCAGCAGGCCGACCCCAAGAGGCCGUCGACGCCUUCUCCCGGAUGGGCGACUUCGAAUGCCGCCCCACCGCCUUCAUCUACAACGCCGUCUUCAAGGUCCUCGUCGACAGCGGCGCGAUCCUCCUAGCCCUGGCGCUCUAUAAUCGGAUGGUCAGCGCCGGAUGCCCGCCCAACAGGGCCACCUACAAUGUGCUCAUGGAUGGGCUGUGUAAGCGGGGCAUGGCGGGUGACGCCCUCAAGAUGUUUGACGAAAUGCUCGAGAGGGGGAUCGUGCCGGACGUGAAGAUCUAUACUGUGUUAAUUUCGUCCCUGUGCAGUGCAGGGAGGACUGAGGAAGCUGCGCGUCUCAUUUGCUCCAUGAAGGAGAAGGGGUGCCCACCCGACGAGGUCACAUACAACGCUUUCUUGAGCGGGCUCUGCAAGGCUGGCAGGGUCGAUGAUGCAUUUGAGCGGUUGGAGCUGCUCCGAGAAGGGGGGUUUGCACUUGGAUUGAAUGGGUAUAGUUGUCUGAUAGAUGGUCUGUUCCAGGCCGGCCGGUUUGAUGAGGGCUUCAGUUAUUACAAGGAAAUGUUGGAGAAGAAUGUUAAACCAGACGUCGUCCUGUACACGAUAAUUAUCCGUGGUUGUGCAGAGGCUGGCAGGACCGAGGAUGCCUUCUCAUUACUCAAUGUGAUGAAGGACAAAGGGUUUGUGCCUGACACUUUCUGUUACAACACACUGCUCAAGGCUUUCUGUGAUGUCGGAAACCUGGAUAAGGCUCAGUCAUUGCGGUCAGAGAUGUUGCAGAAUAAUGUGGCCCUGGACUCAACAACGCACAAUAUCAUGAUAUAUGGACUGUGCAAGAAAGGACUCAUAGAUGAGGCAAUGCAGGUUUUUCAUGAGAUGGGAGAACUUGGUUGCCAUCCGACGGUCAUGACAUACAAUGCACUCAUUGAUGGACUCUAUAGGGUCGGCAGGCUAAAGGAUGCUCAGAUGCUUUUUUAUAAGAUGGAAAUGGGGAAUAACCCCUCCUUGUUCCUUCGACUGACCCUUGGUGCCAACCAGGUGAGGGACAGCGAGAGCCUUCGUAAGCUGGUUGAUGGUAUGUGUGAAUCUGGGCAGGUGCUGAAAGCAUUCAAGCUUGUUCGGAGUAUAAUAGACAGCGGAGUUGUUCCUGAUGUUGUCACAUAUAACACACUGUUAAAUGGACUCUGUAAAGCGAAGAAUCUUGACGGCGCACUGCGGCUCUUCAAAGAGCUCCAACUUAAGGGAAUCUCUCCUGAUGAAAUCACUUAUGGGACUCUAAUUGAUGGGCUUUGGGGGGCACACAGAGAAAAUGAUGCCAUGAUGUUGUUCCAGAGCAUAUUGCGGGGUCAUGGUUCCCCUAGUUUGUCGAUCUACAAUACUAUGAUGAGAUCACUCUGUAGGAUGAAGAAAUUGACGCAAGCAAUCAACCUCUGGUUGGAUUACUUGCCCAAAAAGUACAACCUCACACCAGAAGAUGAAGUAAUCGCUAAUGCCCGUAACUGUUUUGAAGUAAGAUCCCUGGAUGAAGCAGUUAAGGAGUUAAUCAAGAUUGAUCAAGAAUACGACUCCGUUAGCUCAAACCCUUACACCAUUUGGUUGAUAGGGCUUUGUCAGGUAAAGAGAAUUGAUGAUGCUCUUAGGAUAUUUCAUACCCUUGAAGAAUUUGGAAUUGAUGUCACACCCGCGUGCUGUGCUCUUCUUAUCAAUUACCUAUGCUGGGACAGAAAUCUAAAUGCAGCAGUUGAAAUCAUGAUGUAUACAUUGAGUAAACGUUUCAUUGUGUCCCAAGCUGUAGGCAACCGUUUACUUAGGCGGCUUUGUAUCCGUUAUAGAAGGAAGGAUGCACAGGCACUUGCAUGGAGAAUGCAUCUUGUAGGAUAUGAUAUGGAUGUAUAUCUCCGUGAGCCUACAAAAACUUUGCUAUACAGUCAAUAG
Triticum turgidum subsp. durum (durum wheat) is the source of this 2376-nucleotide messenger RNA. The record is from the annotation of a GenBank genome assembly. Lineage: Eukaryota; Viridiplantae; Streptophyta; Magnoliopsida; Poales; Poaceae.